UCUCCCGCACACCUCCCCGGACAUGGCUCUGUGAGACAGCACAUGGCGGCCGCGGCCAUGCAGAGCCCCCCCACACCAUCCAACACCCCCCCGCUCCUCCUCCUCUAGACACCGAGCUCGGCCCCUGUCCCUCCCGCCGCCGCCAUGGGGGUGCACGGCUUCCAGGACUACAUCGAGAAGCGAUGCCCGGGCGCGGUGGUCCCGGUGGAGCUGCAGAAAUUGGCCCGGGGCAGUCUGGUGGGGGGCGGCCGACAGAGACCCCCCCAGACUCCCCUCCGACUGCUCAUCGACGCCGACAACUGCCUGCAUCGGCUGUACGGCGGCUUCUACACCGACUGGGUGAGCGGCGGCCAAUGGAACCACAUGCUGGGCUACCUGGCCGCCCUGGCCAAGGCCUGCUACGCCGGAAACAUCGAGCUCUUCGUCUUCUUCAACGGCGCCCUGGACAAGGCCCGGCUCCAUGAAUGGGUGAAGCGGCAGAGCAACGAGCGCCAGACCGGCCAGCAAAUCAUCAGCCACAUCCAGAACAAGGGCACCCCGCCCCCCAAAGUCUGGUUCCUGCCCCCCAUCUGUAUGGCCCACUGCAUCCGCCUGGCCCUGGUCCGCUUCCACAUCAAGGUUGCACAGAGCAUUGAAGAUCAUCAUCAAGAAGUCAUCAGUUUUUGCCGUGAAAAUGGAUUCCAUGGUCUGGUCGCCUAUGACUCGGACUAUGCGCUGUGCAAUAUCCCGUAUUACUUCAGUGCUCACGCACUCAAACUGAGCCGCAAUGGAAAAAGCAUCACAACCAGCCAGUACCUAAUGCACGAGGUGGCUAAACAACUGGAUCUCAAUCCCAACCGCUUCCCCAUUUUUGCUGCUCUUCUAGGUAACCACAUUCUUCCUGAUGAAGAUUUGGCUGCUUUCCAUUGGAGUUUACUGGGACCAGAUCAUCCAUUAGCCUCAUUAAAAGUUCGCGCUCACCAGCUUGUUUUACCUCCAUGUGAUGUCGUGAUCAAAGCGGUCGCAGACUAUGUGCGCAACAUUAAAAAUACAGAGGAUUUGGAUGCAAUUUCUUCAGAUGUUUUUCAGCAUUCACAGUCCAGAACAGAUGACAAAGUUUCCCGCUUCAAGAGAGCUGUCGCUUACUACAGAGCCACCAACAAGCCCCUGCCAUACCCACCAGCUCCAUACCUUGGCAGACCAAAUCAAAACAGAGCUUACGGUAUGAUGCAGGGCAACCCAUGUCAGAUGCCUCCUCUGCCUUCUGUACAAUCAAAGCCUAUGGCUCCUCACUUGUCCGGCCAUAGUGGUGCUAUUGGCAAAGGUCCAUUUCCAUACAACCUCUCAGAAUCCACUGCCAGUCCUACAAAUAAGAGCGUUUCUGAACAGAAUAACUACAGUAACAUUCCUCAUGAAGGCAAACACACCCCACUGUACGAGCGUUCUUCUCCCAUCAACCCAGCACAGAGCGGGAGCCCCAACCAUGUGGAUUCCACCUACUUCCCAACAUCUUCUGCUUCCUCAUCUUCUGACAACGACGAUGGCAAUGCAGGAGCCAGCAAUCACGUCAGUGGAAAUAAGCCUGGAUGGGAUAAAAAAGCGAAAUCACCCGGUAAAACAAAUAAGAAGGAUAAUGCAGACCAAGUAAAGACUGAGGGCUCCUCAGCUGCCACAUCAGGACCCAAGGCAACUGAAAAGAAAGGCAACCAGGGGGGUGGCCUGCAGAUUCCAUGUCUUCUGUCCAUGCCCACUAGAAAUCACAUGGACAUCACAACUCCUCCAUUGCCUCCUGUAGCACCUGAAGUAUUAAGAGUAGCUGAACAUCGCCACAAGAAGGGCUUAAUGUACCCUUACAUCUUUCAUGUACUCACAAAGGGAGAGAUAAAAAUUCCAGUUACCAUUGAAGAUGAAGUGAACAAGGACCUUCCCCCAGCUGCUAUCCUCUACAGACCAGUGCGCCAGUAUGUCUAUGGGGUCCUGUUCAGCCUGGCAGAGUGCAGGAAGAAAGCAGAGCGGCUUGCUUUUAGAAAGAACAGGAUGCCCCCCGAAUAUUAUCCAGUCAUUAUUAAAGAGUGGGCAGCCUAUAAGGGAAAGUCACCUCAGACACCAGAGCUGGUGGAAGCCCUUGCCUUUAGGGAAUGGACCUGUCCUAAUCUAAAGAAGCUGUGGUUGGGCAAAGCAGUUGAGGACAAGAACCGAAGGAUGAGAGCUUUUCUGGCCUGUAUGAGAUCUGACACACCAGCCAUGCUAAAUCCUGCUAAUGUGCCCACUCAUCUUAUGGUGCUCUGCUGUGUAUUACGCUAUAUGGUGCAAUGGCCGGGCAUCAGAAUACUUCGGCGCCAGGAGCUUGAUGCCUUCCUCUCCCAGGCACUGUCACCCAAACUCUAUGAGCCUGAACAACUCCAAGAACUCAAGAUCGAAAAUUUGGACCCAAGAGGAAUUCAACUGUCUGCCUUGUUCAUGAGCGGAGUGGACAUGGCACUGCUGGCCAACGAUGCUUGUGGACAGCCGAUCCCUUGGGAACACUGCUGCCCUUGGAUGUAUUUUGAUGGAAAAUUACUUCAGUUCAAGUAUCUUAAAGCUACCAGGGAAAAGGCUUCACUAAUUGACCUCUGCGAUGGUCAGGCAGAACAAGCUGCCAAAGUAGACAAGAUGAGACAAAGUAUCCUAGAAGGGCUACACUUUACAAGACCGAGCCACCCACUGCCAUUCCCGCCUCCACCCGUCAUGCCUUUUUACCCUGCUGCUGUGUACCCGCGACCCUUUGGACCAAUGCCUCCACCUCCAGGUAGAGGAAGAGGAUUCUCUGGUGUCCAGCCCAUGCCUUCUCAGGGAGGGAAGCUUGAAAUAGCUGGAACGGUGGUUGGCCAGUGGGCUGGGACUAGACGUGGACGUGGCAGAGGACAUUUCCCACUUCAGGUGGUUUCUGUUGGUGGACCAACUAGAGGAGGACGCCCCAGAGGAGUUAUAUCAACCCCCGUCAUACGAACAUUUGGAAGAGGUGGUAGAUAUUAUGGAAGAGGGGCAUACAAAAACCAAGGGGCAUCUCAGACCAAGCCAGCAUACGCUACUUCUGCGGCAGAAGUGGCCAAAGAGCUUAAGACACAAUCCGAAGACUCCAAAUCAUCCGCCGUGUCUUCAGAUGGUUCUCUGACCGAGAACGGAGUGGGGAACGGGGACAACCAAGCUUCCCAGAUCAACGGGGGCUCUGCAGACACCCAGCCUCCCAAUCACUCUGAAAGUGCCUUAAGCAGUGACUCUAAAGCGUGCAAUACGAAUCCUCAUUUAAAUGCACUAGAUCCAGACAGCGGGCACCACGAGGAGGAAACCCUUGAGGCCUCUGUCUUAAAAAAAGAAGAGUAAACUUAUUUUUCUAGAGGGUGAAGGAUGUUGGAAAGUUCAGGGUUAGGAAUAUCUGGAAAGAAGGAGAGCCUACAGUUACGUACAUUUUUUCCUUUCCGUAAGUGAAAAAUGAGGAUUUGGAAAUUCGGAUCCCUCUUUUGACGUCAGACGAAAAAAAAAAAGUUUCAGAGGUUUUAUUUUCUUUUUAACCAGUUGUAGUCAAAAUGCUACAAGGAAAAAAAAAAGCUGAGCAUAUUUUGAAGAGCAUUUGACUCCCAUAUGUUAACGAAACAUGCGCAAAGUUAAAACUGGUUACAACAACAAGGCGUAAACAAAAACCGCUCGUGCUGUAUCUUUAGAUACAAGCAAACACAAUUUAUGGCAGUUCUUUUUUCAGUAUAUAUAUAUAGCUUAAGUAUAAUUUGUAGUAUUUGGCACCAUAUGUAUGCCAUUAUAUUUGAUUUUACAAUACUGUGUCACGUUAAAAGAAAAUCAGAAACGUUGGUUUUCCAGAUUAUGAUAAUAUGGCACAAACUGUUUUUUUUUUCUCUUUCAUUCUUUAUUAUUUCAUCGCUGUUGAUGUGGUUUUUCUCCUUUUUUUUUUUUCGUACUACGAUGUGCAACUUUAUUGGAACACAAACAAUUAUAGCGUUAACAUUUACAGAUUUUUGCUAAUCUUUUAAAUACUCAUUACUCAUACUAUUCAAGCAAAGUUAGAAAUCAUAGAGGAGGGAAGAAAAAAAAGGGACAACAACCCUUUUUUUCCCCCUGAAAAAAAAAAAACAGCCGCUCACAAAAUAAUAAAAAAAAAGUUUCAGUGAAUUCUGUUUUACCAUGCAUCCGUGAUCAAUGAAAUUGUGUGGUUUUUUGAAUCAAACGUAGACCAUUAGUGCUACUAUUGACCUUGCAUGGUUCAUCCUUUUUAAGGUGUGUAGUCAAUAUUAUGCAUGUUCUCGUCCUCUUUCUGCCAUUCUUACAAAGUUCUGUGCCCAUCUGCAAAACAAGAAAACAAAAAAAACUAAUAAUCAGUAAUAGUUCGAUGAGAUGUUAAUUAUGUUUAGUCAUUGACUGAUCUCGCUCUAACCUUUUAAAGAAAAUUUUGUGAUUAUUGACCUCUGUUGCAUUUAUCCUAAAACAAAAAAAAAAAUUAACUAGCCGUUUAAAUAUCAACGUUUUUUCUCUGGUGUAUCCAUUGCUGUAUUGCAUUAUUGUUCUCUGUUGCUGUUUUCACAUUAGCAAAUAUGGAUUCUGUGAUUUAAAAAAAUAAUCUUAAAAGUGCUUUGAUCUUUAAACCUUCCCCUUUUCACCCCCCCACUUCUGUAGCAGGACAGGAUUUGCCCGUUCCUGAGCUCUUCAGCCUUUUCCUACGCCGAGUACACCUGUAUCAUUUUGAUGUUUCUGUUAGUGUUUCCAAAACCUUUUAAAUGUUCUUUAUGAAAAAAAAAAAAUCCAAAUCAUUUCUUUCUCUUCGUUUUCAUAUAAUUCUCCUGAUGCUCUUCAUCACUCAUUAGUGAUCAGAAAUGAGGUGUAACUCCCCCCAUUCUUUUGCCCGCAAGAGCUGAGUAGGUAUUUUAAUGUAAGUUGAAAGGAGUUUUGCCCCAACUCAUGGACUGUGCAAGAAUGAACUACUGUUGGCUUUGUUUGGAAGUCGGUGGAUUGUGGUGCGUUAUGUCUGAAGGCUAUUGAAUGCAACUUACAAUGCUUAAUAAAAAUCUUUAUUCUUUUAGUAUAAA
Messenger RNA from Rana temporaria (common frog), 5054 nucleotides. It is a transcript of the gene FAM120A, whose product is annotated as family with sequence similarity 120A. Gene Ontology annotation, cellular component: nucleus. NCBI's taxonomy places the organism in Eukaryota, Metazoa, Chordata, Amphibia, Anura, Ranidae. The coding region runs from base 145 to 3342 and encodes 1065 amino acids. The record is from RefSeq and is a predicted model, not a curated record. The transcript has 17 exons.